UCACGGCGCAGGCGACGACUCAGGCGCGGCGGCGGCGCUAGAGCGGCGGUUCGCCUACAGUCUGCUGGAGAAGCUCAUCGAGUAUCUGGACUGCGCGGCCAUCAACAUGAAGCUCCUCAAGCCGUCCAGCAACUUCUCCAGGCGGUCUUCGUAUAAAACGUCCACCAAGGACGUCAAAUUCUUCUCCAAAGUGGUGCUGCCGCUCAUGGAGAAAUAUUUCAGCACCAACCGAAGCUACUUCCUGGCGAUGUCGACCUCCACGAACAUGGUGGGCGCAGCGUCCCUCAAGGAGAAGGAGAUGGUGGCCACUCUUUUCUGCAAGUUGGCUAACCUCAUGAGACUCAAAAUCGCCUGCUUCGGCGGGGACACGCAAGUCACUGUCAAGUGCUUGCAGGUGAUGGUGCGUUGCAUAGACGCCAAAACUCUCACUAAGAGCCUGCCAGAGUUCAUCCGCACGUCCAUGUUGACAUUCUUCAACAACGCGGCCUUCGAUCUCGAACGCUGCAUCCAGUUUCUCCAAGAGAGCCGUUACGCCUACAUCCGCGGCACGCACCUGAAAACAGCGUCGUCGCUGAACUACGUGCAGAUGGUCCUCAUGCCCGUGCUGACGUCGCUCUUCGACCACACCGCGGCAUACGAGUUCGGCCAAGACCUCUUGCUGGACGAGAUCCAGGUGGCUUGCUACAAGAUCCUGGCCGCCUUGUACCAGCUGGGCACCGACCUCACGCUCGAUAAGAACAGGAAGUUCAUCAAGAUCGCCUUGGACCGCAACCGCCCGUCCAUCGGCAGCUGUCUUGGGGCCUUCGCUGCCACCUUCCCCGUCGCCUUCCUCGAGCCAAUGAUGAACAAGCAAAACCCCUUCAGCAUCCACAACCGCAUAGCCGACCAGAGCCUCGAGGCACAAGAAAUCAUCGUAAAGAUGGAGACAGCGAUCCCUUCGCUGGAGGAGAUCCUGAAGGAAGUGCAGAAGUUCGUGGACGAAGCCAUCUCCCACGACCAGUCGCCUCACAUCAUCGACAUCCUCCUGCCCAUGCUCUGCUCAUAUCUCCCCUUCUGGUGGAACGUUGGCCCCGACAACGUCAACCCUUCCGAGGGGAACCACGUGUCGAUGGUGACAUGCGCUCCGAUGAACACGUUGCUGCGUCUUGUGCUGCGGCUCAUCAUGAACAACGUCGGGGUUGAGAACUCGCCUUGGAUGACUCGCAUCGCCGGCUACACCCAACAGAUCAUCAUCAACUCGAGCGAGGAGCUGCUCAGCGAGCCUUACCUUCCUCUCGCUGAAAAAAUCCGUAAACGUACCGAACAUAUGUACCUGAAAGAGGAGAACCUCCGCGGCUUCUUGAAGUCUUCCACUGAAGACACGAGUCAAGUUGAGGGACAAUUGCAGGAGGAGUGGCAGAUUCUCGUGCGUGACAUCUACGCUUUCUACCCCCUGCUCAUCAAGUACGUUGACCAGCAGAGAAACCAUUGGCUCAAGAAUAACAUCGUCGAGGCUGAGGAUGUCUACAACCACGUCUCGGUCAUCUUCCAUGCAUGGUCCAACUCCCAGUACUUCCGUCGCGAGGAGACCAACUUCAUCAGCCAGAACGAGAUCGACAACAUGACUCUCAUCAUGCCUACCACCUCUACACGUAGCCGCAACGCCAUCCUCCCUGAGCCUGCAGCCGCGUCCGGCGGCAAAGUCAAGGAUUCAGCAGCUGCAGUUGUCGCUCAUUCAGUGCAGAAAGUGAAUGAGACCGAGAUUUUGGAGUUCGCCAAGACUCAGCUGACGUUACCUGACAAGAUCGACCCAUCAGACGCCAUGAACUGGCAACACACGCUCUACUCGCAACUGGGGGGCGGCCGCACCCCGCGCUCCAACGACACCGAUGAUAAGAAGCUCGUACCACCUAUUGAUGAUACCGUCGAGAGGAUCGUCGCUAUGGCCAAAGUUCUUUUCGGCCUCCACAUAGUGUUAUCACGAGCUGCACAGCGUGUGUACAAAGCUUGA
Hyalella azteca is the source of this 1990-nucleotide messenger RNA. RefSeq names its product ryanodine receptor. The coding region runs from base 107 to 1990 and encodes 627 amino acids. Gene Ontology annotation, cellular component: Z disc; smooth endoplasmic reticulum; sarcoplasmic reticulum membrane. Gene Ontology annotation, molecular function: ryanodine-sensitive calcium-release channel activity. Gene Ontology annotation, biological process: calcium ion transport. NCBI's taxonomy places the organism in Eukaryota, Metazoa, Arthropoda, Malacostraca, Amphipoda, Hyalellidae. The record is from RefSeq and is a predicted model, not a curated record. The transcript has 11 exons.